GGAUGAAAGACACUUGACCGUUGUUAUGCGUCAUUUCCAAAAACUAGCCGUUGCUCUACUUUUGUUUUCCAAUUCUAAUAAAAACCCUAAAUCCAUCACUCUCAUAGUCACAAAAAAUAAAUCACUCAAACCCAAUAUCUGAAAAACCAACUUUCGGAAAUGGCGUCAAGAACAGCGUCCAAAGACAUAAUCACACUUCGUGGUUCCGCCGCAAUCGUCAGUGAAUAUUUUGGUUAUGCAGCAAAUAGCAUUUUGUACAACCGAGGAGUAUAUCCUGAAGAAAAUUUUAAAAAAGUGAAGAAAUAUGGUCUCACAAUGUUGCUUACUGAAGAUGAAGGUGUAAAGACCUUCAUUUCCAACUUGACUGCCCAACUUGCUGAGUGGUUGGAAGCUGGAAAGCUACAAAGGGUGGUUCUUGUGAUCAUGAGCAAGGCCUCUGGUGAGGUAUUAGAGAGGUGGAAUUUCAGUAUCGAAACUGAUAGCGAGGUUGUUGAGAAAGGUGUUUCAAGAGAGAAAAGUGAUAAAGAAAUAAUGAGGGAAAUUCAAGCAAUUAUGAGACAAAUAGCGUCCAGCAUCACUUACUUGCCUUGCCUUGAGGAACCAUGUGUGUUUGAUGUGUUAGCAUACACUAAUACUGAUGUUGCAGUUCCAUUUACUUGGAUUGAGAGUGAUCCUAAACUGAUUGCAAAUCCACAAAUGGUGAAACUGCAUUCUUUUGACACCAAGAUUCACAAGGUUGACACUUUGGUUUCCUAUAAAAAUGAUGAUGAAUGGGAUGAAUCCUAGACCACAUCCAUAUUGUACUUUACUUGGUUGACAUUGUGUGUGAAUCAUUGAUUCACAUUUUGUAUGUUAGAUUGUGUAAACCUUGAAACAUCUGUUAGUUGUUGUAUCCUCAAUGAAGACCGAACGAAAUUGAAGGAAUUUGAAGAUGUUUAGAUACUAAAGUUCCGAGAUUAACUGUUGGAAAACCAAAACAGGGUUCCUCAUUUAUAAGGAAUGUGGAUGCUAUAUUUCUGUCGGGUAUGUUGAGAAGACGAGCGCGCAUCUCUAAGAGCUGCUACUAAGAAAAAGAGCAAACUAGACCAAUUGGUGUAACAGGAAUCAGUUUAUUGCUAUUGUGAAUAAGACAGUAAUAAAGAAAGAAGAGUGAUUAGCACCUGCCUUUCGAUUAUGUCAUUAGCAGCAGUCUCCAUAUCUAUGCAACUUAGGUUGGUUGGUUUAUUCAUAGCAAGUAUUUUUUUCAUUCUUUUUCAGCUCUGAGUAAUAUUUGGUCUUUUUCAUU
Lycium barbarum (goji berry) is the source of this 1285-nucleotide messenger RNA. Its product is annotated as mitotic spindle checkpoint protein MAD2. The transcript has 6 exons. Lineage: Eukaryota; Viridiplantae; Streptophyta; Magnoliopsida; Solanales; Solanaceae. Gene Ontology annotation, cellular component: kinetochore; nucleoplasm; cytoplasm. Gene Ontology annotation, biological process: mitotic spindle assembly checkpoint signaling. The record is from RefSeq and is a predicted model, not a curated record. The coding region runs from base 160 to 786 and encodes 208 amino acids.